Molecule: messenger RNA, 2570 nt
Organism: Haplochromis burtoni (Burton's mouthbrooder)
Lineage: Eukaryota; Metazoa; Chordata; Actinopteri; Cichliformes; Cichlidae
Gene: gss
Product: glutathione synthetase
Biological process (GO): glutathione biosynthetic process
Cellular component (GO): cytosol
Molecular function (GO): ATP binding; glutathione synthase activity; glutathione binding
Source: RefSeq, a predicted model, not a curated record
AGCUUUGGUUAGUAGUAGCCGUUCAGCCGGUUCAUCUCGUUAUGCGUCAGGGAUUGAAGUGUGUACAUGCUCCGGUUAGGUCUUGUGAUGCACCGUGGAAGGUAAAGGGUGGCAGUCUUAAUCGCUCUCUGCAUAAGUGUGAAAGUACUUGGUGAGAACACAGUCCAAGGGAACCUUCUAGGUUGAUAGCUAACUAGCUUCUACUACCGGUGACUGCUAACAGACGGUGUUAAACGACCUGGUUAAAACUUAAGCAGGUGAAUGAGAAUGGCGCAGGGGCUACCAGACGUGGUCUCCUUUGCUCCAUUCACACUGUUCCCCACACCUGUACCCAAAGCUGUAUUCUCCCAGGCUCUGGCAGUGCAAACACACUACAACACCCUGGUGGACAAGAUUAGUCAGGAUGCAGACUUCCUACAAGAAGCUUUGGCUAGUACCAUCGCUGUGGAUGAUUUCACUGCAAGGUUGUUCAAAAUCCACCAACAGAUCCUUAAAGAAGGCAGGUCACAGUCCAUUGUGUUGGGUCUCAAUCGGUCUGACUACAUGCUGGACCAGAGAGAGAAUGACACGCCAUCGCUAAAGCAGAUAGAGAUCAACACCAUUGCUGCCGGUGUCGGAGGCCUUUCAUCGCGCACGCCAGAUGUACACAGACAUAUCCUGAAGAUGGCCGGCAGGCUGGAGGAGAGCGAGCGUAUCCUGGAUAAUAAUCCUGCAGCUGGUCUGGCCAGGGCUAUUGCCAAAGCCUGGGAGCUCUAUGGAUCAGAGAAAGCAGUCGUCGCGUUCUUUGUGGAAGACGUCCAGAGAAAUAUCUUUGAUCAGCGAUUCGUUGAGUAUGAACUUUGGAAGAGAAACAUUCACGUAAUAAGACUGCGGUUUGAAGAUGUCUUUAAAGCAGGCUCCCUUGAUCAGGACAAGAGGCUUUUUGUGCAUGGCAAAGAGGUCGCCGUGGUGUAUUUCAGGAAUGGUUACAUGCCUGACAACUACACUUCUGAACAGAGCUGGGAUGCUCGUCUCCUCAUGGAGCGCUCUCGAGCUGUGAAGUGUCCAGAUAUCAGCUCUCACCUGGCUGGUACCAAGAAGGUUCAGCAAGUGCUCGCCAGACCUGGAGUCCUGGAGAGGUUCUUCCCGGACCAGCCUCAAGCUGUGCAGCAGAUCCGAGCUACGUUUGCUGGCCUCUACACUCUAGACAUGGGUCCAGAGGGGGACAAAACAGUGUCAAUGGCCUUGGCAGCACCAGAGCGGUUUGUCUUGAAGCCUCAGCGAGAAGGAGGAGGUAACAACAUUUAUGGAUCAGAGAUCUGCCAGGUCCUGGAACAAGUGAAGGAGAGUACCGAGCGUACAGCCUAUAUUCUGAUGGAUAAAAUCCAUCCAACCCCUGUAAGGAACUAUCUGAUGAGACAAGGCAGCCCCCUGAAAAUAAGCAACUGUCUCAGUGAACUGGGAGUGUUUGGAGCAUAUGUAAGGCAGGGUAAAGACAUGGUGACAAAUGAGUGUGUGGGCCAUCUGCUGAGGACCAAGAGCUCAGAACACUCAGACGGGGGCGUCGCAGCAGGAGUGGCCGUGCUCGACAAUCCUCUGCUGUUCUGAGAUUUCACACUCCUGCCUGCACAUACAAACCACAGUGAAGUCACAGCAGAAAUGUCUCUUUAAAAGAAAAAGAAAAAGUCUUUGUUUAUUUUUUUAAUAAGUUCAGUAAUUAAGUGAAGAAGAGUGAUUAGAUAAAUUGUUUCUUGCAUUUUUGAAUUAAUGAUUGUGUUUAGGAUUAUUUCAGAAACAUGUUUAGAGGAUCUUUGUAAGCCUGUAUUUAUUUUAAAAGAAGGGAAGCACUUCUUCGUUCUACAGAAAAGGUGACACAUUACAGAUGAGUUCAUAAAAAGUGUCACUGUCACUCUUUCAAGGCUCUGUCACUUGGUAAAGUAGGCCUAGGCUGCCAUCUUGUGGCAGUGUGUUGUUACUACAACAUAUGAAAUUGUGUUUCUAUUGGAAAUAUAAUUCAGCGCCACUGAGCCGCUCUCUCAGUUACAAAAUGAACCCGUUUUUUUAGACAUAUAAAUCACUAAAGACAGUGAAGCUUUUGGUUUUGUAAAAGUGGUUCAUAAUCAAAAUGCACGUUAAUUUUAUAAGAGCAGUUUGAAGAGCAGUUAGCGGUGCAUUCAUGGACGUCUUUUAACUAUUAAUUUAACAAUCUUUUGUCACGAUGGCAUGAACUACAAACGUGAGCUCCAGGUGAGACUGCACAGAAGAACAAGUGUCCUUAAACUGCAUCAACUGAUGACUUCUUACAAUUUUAUUCUGUGUUUUUAUAAUCUUUGUGUACACAUACUAACACAAGCUACUGUAACUUAGAGAAGCUCAGCAAUAUAUUAUUAAGUAUACAAACAGUUCCAGGUUCUGGACUUUUUGAAGGGCCCACUUUGGAUCAUGUGAAGGACGUUCAGUUUUUCUUCUUCUAGGCAUUGAAGGGUUAAUGCUGUCAAUUGCAGUGACAGAUAACUUGCUGAAGUUGGUGCACCUUGUGGACCAAAGAAUAAUAUCCAGUAUGAUGUAAAUGAAAAAAAUAAAUCUUAUUA